GCAGAGGGUGCACCCCGGGGGGCCGUAGGCGGGGCUCCGAGCCCAGGCCACAAGAUGCAGAGGCUCCGGCUGAACGAGGCUCACGCCGUGUACCUGGGGCAGCUCGCCCGCAAGGACGGCACCCGCCGGGGGAUCCUCAGCAAGAGGAGCUCGGAUAACAGCCGAUGGCAGAGCCGGAGCUUCUCCCUCCUGCACAACCUGCUCUUCUGCUUCGAGAGCGAGUCCAGCGGCCGCCCGUGUGGGCUCUACCUGCUGGAGGGCUGCAGCUGUGAGCGGGGGGCCAAGGGACUACCAGACAAACAGUAUUAUUUUAUCAUCAAUUUUAAUCAUGAGAAUCAGAAGCCGCUGGAGCUCCGGACGGAGGAUUCAAAGGAUUGCGAUGAGUGGGUGACAGCAAUAUCACGUGCCAGCUACAAGACUCUGGUGACCGAGCAUGAAGCAUUGAUGCAAAAGUAUCUACAUUUACUGCAAAUAGUAGAGACUGAGAAGAAGGUGGCAAAGCAGCUGAGACAGCAGAUUGAAGAUGGAGAGGUAGAGGUGGAACGCCUGAAAUCUGAGAUUGCAUCAUUAUUGAAAGACAAUGAGAGGAUCCAAUCAACACCAAGCUCAGCUUCAACAGAUGAUACAGACCUUAAGAAGAUAAAGAAGGUGCAAAGUUUCUUGCGUGGCUGGUUGUGUCGAAGGAAGUGGAAAAGCAUAAUCCAGGAUUAUUCAAGGUCUCCCCAUGCAGACAGCAUGCGCAAGAGGAACCAGGUUGUGUUUAGUAUGCUAGAAGCUGAGGCGGAGUACGUUCAGCAGCUGCACAUACUGGUUAACAAUUUCCUGCGACCACUGCGCAUGGCAGCUAGUUCUAAGAAACCACCAAUCACACACGACGACGUCAGCAGCAUUUUCCUUAACAGUGAAACCAUCAUGUUUUUGCACCAGAUCUUUUACCAAGGGCUGAAAGCACGAAUCUCCAGCUGGCCCACCCUGGUGUUGUCUGACCUCUUCGACAUCCUUCUGCCAAUGCUGAACAUCUAUCAGGAGUUUGUAAGGAACCAUCAGUACAGUCUUCAGAUCCUGGCUCAUUGUAAACAGAACCGAGACUUUGACAAACUACUAAAGCAUUAUGAAGCCAAGCCAGAUUGUGAGGAGCGCACUCUGGAGACCUUCCUCACCUAUCCAAUGUUUCAGAUCCCAAGAUACAUCCUCACUCUGCACGAACUGCUUGCUCAUACACCUCACGAGCAUGUGGAAAGAAAUAGUCUGGAAUAUGCCAAAUCCAAACUGGAGGAGCUGUCAAGAAUAAUGCAUGAUGAAGUCAGCGAAACAGAAAAUAUUCGUAAAAAUCUGGCCAUUGAGAGGAUGAUUGUCGAAGGCUGUGAGAUUUUAUUAGAUACAAGUCAGACCUUUGUGCGGCAAGGAUGUUUAAUACAGGUCCCUAUGUCUGAGAAGAGCAGGGUGACGAGGGGACGUCUUGGAUCUCUAUCUUUAAAGAAGGAAGGAGAGCGCCAGUGUUUCCUAUUCUCCAAACACCUUCUGAUCUGUACACGCAGUUCUGGAGGAAAAUUGCAUCUCACCAAGAAUGGAGUAAUAUCGCUCAUUGAUUGCACAUUAUUGGAGGAUCAAGAUGAUGAUGACACUAGACCCCCGACACAGGAUGGUGAUCACCUAGACUUUAAGAUCUCUGUGGAACCUAAAGACUCUCCGCCUUUUGUUGUCAUACUCCUGGCCUCAUCCAGGCAGGAAAAGGCAGCCUGGACAAGCGACAUCAGCCAGUGUGUGGAUAACAUUCGGUGCAAUGGGCUUAUGAUGAACGCGUUUGAGGAGAACUCCAAAGUUUCCGUACCACAGAUGAUCAAGUCUGACAGCACUCUGUACUGCGACGAUGUAGAUAUUCGCUUCAGUAAGACGCUGAAUUCAUGCAAGGUUCUCCAGAUCCGUUAUGCAAGUGUCGAGAGAUUAUUGGAACGUCUCACAGAUCUGCGUUUUCUGAGCAUCGACUUCUUGAACACGUUCUUGCACUCGUACAGGGUUUUCACCUGUGCAGAUGUCGUUCUUGAUAAGCUUAUAGCUAUUUACAGAAAACCAGUCAGUGCCAUCCCAGCCAGGUCUUUGGAGCUUCUUUUUGCCAGCAAUCAGAGCAAUAAGCUUCUGUAUGGUGAGCCCCCAAAAUCUCCUAGAGCAACCCGCAAAUUCUCAUCUCCACCACCCCUGUCCAUCACCAAGUCCUCUUCACCAAGCCGCAGGCGCAAAUUAUCUCUCAACAUUCCUAUUAUCACUGGUGGAAAAGCUCUAGAUCUUGCAGCUCUUGGAAGCUCACCUAAUGGAUAUUCUAAUUCCAGUCCUGCACCUCCACCUUAUAGCAAGACCACCCUAGACAUUAAUAAGCUCUACGUGUCUGGGAGUUUCCCCAGCAAGGUGGGAGAAGGAGAGGAACCACCAGCUGAAAGAGAUGAGGAGCCUGUGCUACAAAAACAGACCUCUGAAGUUUCUGGCCGCGUAGAAUCAGAUACUGAACAAAACAGUGAUGAGGCUGAAACAGAUACUUCGCCCACCCGAUCUCCAACCACCCCAAUAUCUCAGCGAAGCCGGAACUCUGCAGACUUCACACUCUUUUCAUACAACAAUGGAAUUGUGAUGACUUCCUGUCGAGAACAUGACAACAGCCGCAGCAACCUAUCAGCAGCUUCUGCCUUCGCUAUUGCAACUGCUGGUGCAAAUGAAGGUACUCCCACCAAGGAGACAUACAGGAGGAUGUCUUUGGCCACAGCAGGCUUCCCUUCAGAUCAAAGGAAUGGAGACAAAGAAUUUGUAAUCAGGAGAGCAGCGACAAACCGUGUGCUGAAUGUACUGAGACACUGGGUGUCUAAACAUGCACAGGAUUUUGAGACAAACCUACAGCUGAAGACCAAAGUGAUCUGUUUUCUUGAGGAGGUAAUACACAACCCUGAGCUACUGGCCCAAGAAAGGAAGGCAGCAGCCAAUAUUAUUCGCACUUUGACUCAAGAGGAUCCUGGAGACAGCCUGGUUACCUUGGAAGAAAUUGAGCGUAUGACACAGUCAACAGUGACUCCAGUCGAACCUUUUGAGUCUCUAUCUGCUCUUGAGAUUGCUGAGCAACUCACAUUAUUGGAUCACCUGAUCUUCAGAAAGAUACCAUAUGAGGAAUUUUUUGGUCAGGGUUGGAUGAAAGCUGACAAGUGUGAGCGGACCCCUUAUAUCAUGAACACCAGCAAACACUUCAAUCACAUGAGUAACCUGAUUGCCACUGAAAUUCUGCGGAACGAGGAGCCAAUGACACGUAGUAGUAUCAUUGAAAAGUGGGUGGCGGUGGCUGAUAUCUGUCGAUGUCUUCACAAUUACAAUGCAGUUCUAGAGAUUACAUCCUCAUUAAACCGCAGUGCUAUCUUUCGGCUUAAGCGUACCUGGAUGAAGGUGUCCAAGCAGACUAAAACGUUAAUUGACCGGCUUCAGAAAUUGGUAUCUUCAGAAGGCCGAUUUAAGAACCUGAGAGAGGCCCUUAAGAACUGUGACCCUCCAUGUGUCCCCUAUUUGGGAAUGUACCUGACAGAUCUGGCAUUCAUCGAGGAAGGGACACCAAAUUACACAGAGGAUGAUCUGGUUAAUUUCUCCAAGAUGAGGAUGAUAUCACACAUUAUUCGUGAGAUUCGUCAGUUUCAGCAGACUUCUUAUAAGAUCGAGCACCAGCCUAAGGUUACACAGUAUCUCCUGGACUCCUCAUCAGUUCUGGAUGAAGAGGGCCUUUAUGAAGCUUCCCUCCGUUUGGAACCAAAACUCCCUACCUGAAUUUUUGGUGCAAAUCCCCUGCCUGUAUCAUAUUGUACAGACCCCCCACGCCUCUCGCCAGACCCCACUAUGCAGGGGUCACCAAACAGAGGCAGAGAUGUCUGUGUCUCCAUCCAUCCCAAAAUCCUAACUGCUCCUGAAGGAGAUCCCACACUACCCCUCAGCCCCAGUUUGCCCCAAAGACACUCCCAGGAAGAGGAACAGGGUGGAGACUGAGAUAAUUCUCAACCGGAGCACUAUCCACUGUCCUUCCGCCUCCCUGUGUGUGGGGCAGGAUUGAACUGCUACUGCUGUCUCCUAUUGACUGCAAAUGCAAGGAGAUCAGAGCAGUGUGUCCAUUUGCAGCAGCUCAUCACCAAACCAGCGACCACCUUGUGCGAACAUCCUUCAUCAUCAGCUAUGCUUGAAUGGAGUGGUUCAUGGAGCAGGUCUCUUAAAAUUAGGUUUUAACAAAGAAGUAAUUAAUGUAUAGUAACUGUCAGUUUGAUUCAGAGAGCACAAGUGAGGUUACCCUAUUCUUCCUCAGGAGUGGAAGAUACAAAAUAUCAAUUAAAGAGAUCUUAUUGCUACACACUAACAGCACACCUCCCAUGAAGUGAUCAGUCUGGGUAGAACUCUGCUUGGCAUAGCAUGUGUCCCCCUCAGAUAGUGCUAGCUCUGCAGAUUCUGGAUCCUGCUCCAGCUGCGUCAUGUAGAUCCAGAACAAAUAGUAGUUUGGAAUCUUUGCUGUCAGAAGAAAAGAAAAAAUGCACAAAUGAUUCAGUGAAGAGAUCACACACCCUUUAUCUGAUUCAUGGGCUAGGUCCAGUAGCUGCUCUACAGAAUAAAAGUUACUGUCUUGGAUGUGUGGGGAAGGCACCCACAUAUGGUUUGAUUAUGGAAGUAAAGCUGGUUUAAGGAGGAAGACCAGAUGGGUUUAAUGGGACAUAUUAUCAGUCCGUUUACAGCAGUGCUAUGAUUCAUGUUGCUUGUCUGACAUUGAAUUAUACACACUGGCUAAGGCUCAUGAAGCUUGUUCUUGAGCAACAUCUAGAGAGCUGCCUAUCGUAGAACUAAAAGGAUAUAGCAUACCGAUGCAAGUUUUAUAGAGCGAUUCUGUAGCUCACAUACGGGUUGGUUUCAACAUGAUUAUUGGUGAGAUGAAUUUAGUAAAGCAGGUAGGACAAUGGUUUCUAAGUACAAUUUGUUGGUUCUGUUGCCAGGAUUGGUGGCUGGUUUAGACGAAAAUUUGCAGCUACAUUUUGUUUUCUUUAUUUUUUGUAUAAUUAAGUGUUUCCUAAUUACCUCUCACUAAUAAAUCUUUUAUCUCAGGGUUACCACCAA
Pelobates fuscus (common spadefoot toad) is the source of this 5115-nucleotide messenger RNA. It is a transcript of the gene RASGRF1, whose product is annotated as Ras protein specific guanine nucleotide releasing factor 1. Bases 55 to 3792 code for a protein of 1245 amino acids. Gene Ontology annotation, molecular function: protein binding; guanyl-nucleotide exchange factor activity. NCBI's taxonomy places the organism in Eukaryota, Metazoa, Chordata, Amphibia, Anura, Pelobatidae. The record is from RefSeq and is a predicted model, not a curated record. The transcript has 27 exons. Gene Ontology annotation, cellular component: plasma membrane. Gene Ontology annotation, biological process: positive regulation of GTPase activity; Ras protein signal transduction.